Schistocerca nitens (vagrant locust) is the source of this 987-nucleotide messenger RNA. RefSeq lists its product as uncharacterized. Bases 1 to 987 code for a protein of 328 amino acids. Lineage: Eukaryota; Metazoa; Arthropoda; Insecta; Orthoptera; Acrididae. The transcript has a single exon. Gene Ontology annotation, molecular function: metal ion binding. The record is from RefSeq and is a predicted model, not a curated record.
AUGUCAAACAUCAAAAGAUCAGUAAGGGUCACAACACGUGCAGGCUCGCGGCCAAGGAUUGAGAGAUCACAAUCGCAAGCACCUCCCAAAGUUUCUAGGAAAGUUACAAUUAAGACUGACACCUCCCGUCUCCGAGAAAAGGGGUCCCUUGAAAAGGAAACAACCAAGGAGAAAGAGAAGGGAGAUAGGAUGUCCCUACAAUCGAGGACUCGGGGAAAGCAGCAGAAAGAGAGAGAAAAAUUCCCAUCAACAAGAGAUCAAGACAAACCCCAAGAUCCAUCAGAGUCCAGCUCUGAGAAUGAUCCUGAUGAACCAGAAAGGCUGGGUGCUCCAGAAGAGGAAGAAACAGGGUGCAGUAGAGAGACAUGUAGGAGACUUUCUCUGAAUGACCAGAGAGAUCAAGAAGACAAGCAAGUGAUCCCAACAAUAGGGGAACAUCAAGAGAAGGAAGCUCCAAUAAGCCCAGCAGCACAGGAUGGAACCGGGCAGGAAGAGAGAGAAAGGAGGAAAGGAAAUUCACCCAUAGAUGAUGAGAGGGGCAGCAAAAGAAUGAAAUCUUCCCGCACUAGGCUCGGGCCCCAGACGCAUGGUCCCGGAGGUGUGUCUUCUGAAGAUCUAACAGGGGAAUUCCAGAAAGGUGGGACCAGACACUUUACAGCUAAAUUAAGCAGCAUCCAGGACUCCGAUGAACCUUCAACAUCAUCGGGGAUUAGGAGAAAAGUCACAAAAACCAACAAAGAAGGGAAGACAGUGAAACCUCUUGUUAUUAGAGGUCAAGAAGAACCCCCUGUUUGCUCUUAUUACCCAACUCGGUGCCCAAAGGGUUUCCCAUGUCCCCAUAGUCAUAAUUAUUCCUUGUUCACUCCUGAACAUAUGGCUAGUGCUAUUGAUAGAAUGGAGGGGGCCAUAUAUACAGCAUUGACUAGGAUUACAUCACUUACAAGAGAGGUAAAAAGCUUGAGAAAGAAAACUGAGAAGCAGAACUGA